UCACAUGAGGGGGCAGCGCGACCGCUCGCUCUGCCCCGCCGCCCGCCCGCCCGCCCGCCGCCCUCCUCUCGCCGCCUUCGCCGCAGCCCGGGCUCUGCCGAGUCAAAGCGCGGAUCAGGUUCCCUGCCUCCAGUAUAAAAAUCUCGGCGAGAAAUCUCCGGCGGGAGAGAGAGACGGGGCGCGGGCGGAGCGGGGCGUGAGGCGGCGGCCGGCGAGCCCGUCCGUGGGGAAGCGAAGGGACGCGCUGCGGCGGCGGCGGCGGCAGUAGGAGAAGCAGCAGCAGCCGCUGCUCAGCGGGGACGCCCGCGGCUCGCCCCUCUCAGCUGCGGGAGAAGAGAUUUUUGCCGCCCGAAAAUGCAACAGCAACAACAACAACAACGUCGAAUGUUCACAGCUGCCCUCCUGGCACUUGUUUUCCUUCUGGCAGCUGUGAGUACCACCGAGGCUGGCAAGAAAGAGAAACCAGAGAAAAAAGCGAAGAAGUCUGACUGUGGGGAAUGGCAGUGGAGUGUCUGUGUACCCACCAAUGGUGACUGUGGCCUGGGGACGCGCGAGGGCACUCGCACUGGAGCCGAGUGCAAACAAACCACCAAGACUCAGAAGUGUAAGAUUCCCUGCAACUGGAAGAAGCAAUUUGGAGCGGAGUGCAAAUACCAGUUCCAGGCCUGGGGAGAAUGCGACUUGAAUACUGCCUUGAAGACUCGAACCGGGAACCUAAAGAGAGCCCUUCAUAAUGCUGACUGCCAGAAGACUGUCACAAUCUCAAAGCCCUGUGGGAAGCUUACCAAACCCAAACCUCAAGAGUCCAAGAAGAAGAAAAAGGAAGGCAAGAAACAAGAGAAGAUGCUGGAUUAAAGGAGCCAACUCGGGCAAUGUGAGAAAGGGACAUCAGCAAACACGAUCAGUUAACAGUUUCAUUUAUAUCUAGGCAUUUUAUCCUAAAAUUAUUUAUAGCUUAAUGGUACCAUAGAAGGAAACAAGCAAACACAGAAAAAAAAAUUCCUUUUUUUAUUACUUUAGUAUUUUUAAUGUAUAACCCUAACAACAAUUUUUAGAGGCCUGUAAUAAAGGACUCCAAACUCAUUUAGAAAAUUAUGUCUAUUGUAUAUUGAACAAUGUAGAGGUUUUUAAAAUAUUUUUUUCUCAAGUCUUGCCAUAGGUCUCAAUCUGGUAAUUACUCCAUGCAAGCAGAACCUGAACCUGUGUGGAGCUCUGCUGACGCCAGUGGUGCCCUGGAUGCAAUUAUAUUUAAGAUUGGGAUCUUAUAUUUAAAAAAAAGCCAGACUUGUUUCUUCAGUUCUUAGUACAUCUGGAUAACUGUAUGAAAUUAUUUGUUUAAGGAAAGGAUGAGGGCAUUUUGUUGCGUAUUUACAGGGAUAGAGUUUUUUUGGAUGUGUGGUGAAUGUUCAUUCCAAAAUGCCACCGUCUCCAGGUAAAAACCAGUAGCAUUCUUAUCCUUGGCCAUAUUUUGUAUGUUGCCAGGAAAAAUUCUGAGAUCUUUCAAAAGUUGGACAUAGAAGAGUCCUAAUUUUUCACAAUUUUCUAGCAAUGAUUUUUCCAAGUGGAGUGAUAGCAAAAAUUUUCAUUUUUUAGCAUAUCAGUGCUGGUGGAUGGUAGUACCCUCUGUUUUACCUAUAAAAGAUGAAAAAUGCUUUCUUUUGUUUAUUUUGCCAGAAGGGAGGAUAUCCUUUUCAGAAAAAUCUAGCUGAAAUUGUUGUGAUUCAGCCUGAUCCAACUCCCUUUUGUAUCAUUGGGAAUCUUCCUGUUGAUUUUAAUGACAGCUGGUUGAAAAAUAGUAUGUCUGGUGGGAAGUAACAGAAGAAAUCUGUUUGGAAAUUGCCUGAGAUAGUUCAUGUUUUUGACCAAAAAAGGGACAAUUUGUGGGAGUUGAAACCAAUAGGAAUGAAAUUAAUUUUUGUUUCUCUGUUAGUAAAGCAGUAGGGAAAUAUAAAACCAGUACCUUUUGCUUUCUUCCAUUUUUAUAUAAGCGGAAAGACCUUGGAAAAGCUCAAUCAAAAUAAAAAUAGUUCUGUGAUUUUUAAUUUUUUUUUAAAUAGUCUGCAGGGGAAAAAAUAUGUAUAACCAGCUGUUUUUCAGUUUGUUCGAUUUUACCUAUUCUAAAUGAUAACAAGUCCUGAGAAAAGUCACAAUGUAGAAAAAAGAUGUGACAAAGGGGUGGUCUGUCCCCAGAUAAAGGGUUGUUUAACAAACUAAACAGCCGGCAGACCAGACUUCUUGGAGGAAACAUAAGGGAUUUCAGUGCCCAAAUUAAUUUCAAAAUCAUCGCUUUUAAAUUCUAAAACUUGAAAUUCGACAACAAGAAAUAAGCUUUGCCAUUUGUGUAGGCUGCAGGCCUGCCUGCUGCUCAAGAGGAAUAGUCUCCCUUGUACUGUUGCGGGUACCCACUGACUUCAGCAAAGCUGCAGCGGGGUGUGUUCAUCUGAGUAAAUCACAUUGCUCUCUUGGGAUUAGCUUGUAGACAAGCAGAGUGUCUUUUUCCAGACUAACAUCACUCCCAUUUGCUAUGCAAAAAAUAUUGUAACAGUUGCAGAGCUUACCCUCUUUUUUCUCACAUGGAGGGUAUGGCUGAUCUGAACUCACAGUGAGACAAGUCCUUCUGUAGUCGUUCCCAAACCCUUUUGAAGCCAGCUAGCCAAGGCUGCAUGUAGCUCAAGGUAGACUAGCCACACAAUUAUUUUCCAGACUUCUUGGGUGUGUUUUGCAGUCUGUGUUGAUGUCCUUGGUAUUUUGACUAUGCUGUUAGACAUACCUGAGCCGGUGGUAUAGCUAAAAAUGUCCCCAACAUGUGGUGGAUGUGCAAUGACCAAAUCCAAAAUCAUAAAGGCUCAUAUUUGGGUGGUUCUGGGUGCUAUUUGGUGUGUUCAUGGUCUAAUCGGGUCUACCUGUGCUUGUGCCUCAGACUUAAACUAAUGGAUUGGUAGGUCUGACUGAUAGCAAAGGGAGAAAGAAGCUUUUUCACUCACCAAAGGUUUGUCUGUCUAAAUGCUGCAUCAGUUCACUUAAAGUGGUUCAGCUUUGAGUGCAAACACUGUUGCACCAUUGUCUUACACUGGUUAAUUUAGUCCAUGUUUCAUAGGGAGCUGGCCGGGGUUGGGAAUGAUGCUGAGACCAACAGUUUGACUAUCCUUUAGCAAACUUUAGAUGUGACUUCUGAUUUCCACCUCUGUGAGUAAGAAGAAAAUAAAUUCCUCUGUGUUUCCUCUGACGCCUUAGGGCCCUUAUAAUUAACUGCCCAUCUGGCUUGUUAAAGGAACAUUCCUUAUAGUUUUUGAAGGAGGCCAGUCAAGUUCCUAUGGUGGUGUAGGGCCUCCAUGGAGAGAGUUUACAGGAAACAAAGAAACAAACAAAAAAAUACCAUGUUAGGACCAGAAGAAAGUGCAACAGUCCUGGUAGCAAAGGGUGUGAAAUAGGAGAACACUUCCUCUGUACUACUUAGCCAUAUAUGUUUGGGUCUGUAUUGGCAUCUUAUUGUUGACAGUAUUUGGAGGUGUAUCUCAUAGUUUAUAAACAACGAAGAAAAUUUCCACGAAACCAGCAGAAAACAUUCUAUGGAAACUCUGGUUGUGAAGGAGAUGAUAAAACCAAUUCAUGUCAGAACACAUAGGAAGACUGAAUAGAAUAGGUCAGUUGGGUCAUCUCUGAGAGGAGGUACCUGGUACCUCACAGGAGCAGUUGCUUCACUAGUGACAUUAUCAAGAAAGCAAGAGGCAAGUAACUGAAGAAAACCUCUUCCCACCCUAUCUUGCUCAGUUUCCACUUGAGUCAUUCUGAAAUUUCUCCUUAUUUGCUUCCUGACCUUUUACCCUCCUUCCUUUGGGAGGUCAAGCUUGUCUGAUAGUGCUGUGGGGGUGGCUACUUCAGAUGAAAUAUGUGUUUUACCCUCUUGGUGCUAUCCUGUUACAAUGGAAAAUGACUUAGCAUAGAUGUGUUCCUUAGCUAGUUUAACCGACUGAAUCUUGUUUCAUGAAUGUCCCUCUCAAGAACUGGUUUCCAUUUUCUUUCGCUACAUCUAUAAUACACUAUGGGGAGAUGAUAGAAAUCCCCCCAGUGACAGCUUUUUCUGAGCGCUCAAAUCUCUUAGAAAAGAGAGGAGUGAGUUGCUGAACAUCAGCUAAGGAUGAAUCUGCAUCCAGAAGCAAGUUUAAACUUAGGGGAAUUGGGGUAUAGCUCCCUUCCCUUCUUCCAAGUAGGCUGAGCCAUGCUUCUAAGCAAUUAGGCCUGUCUGUAUCUUGAUUUAAAACAGUGUUUGUGGAUUGGGGCAUUUUCUGACUUUGACAUGUCUUCUGACAGAAGUGUCCAUAUUGAAAGAGAAUCAUGGCUUGUCAGCCUGGCAUAUUUAACAGACUAUUAAGUGCAGCAGAACUAUAGGGCAAGGCUCCAAGAAGGGAAAACAUUUGUUGUACAUGCAGGUAGAUACUAAGUUGUAACCUACUGAUUCUCAUCAUCUAAUUUCAUAAUGACAUUCUGAACUGUACUGUUUUUCAAAGGUGAAAAAUUAUGAGAAAUUAAUAAUAAUUAUAAAACAUAUCAACCGACAGUGUUGGAGACUUUGUCAAGAAGCGACAGAUAUGAAGUCAGGAGCAUUUUAUACAAACUUCUUUUGUGUGCUCCUUGAGUAAGGAAGGCAGGAUUACUGGUUGGCACAUCUGUUUUUAUGCUUUGCUUGAUUUGUGCCUUAAUGAAAACUAAACAAAUGUAGAAUGUUACAGAGAAGUAAAGUCCUGCUCCAACCUCAAUAGAACGUGUCCAACAGGAGGCAAUGUCAAAAGGAGACGCUAGUAUGUCUUUUUUUUCUGGUUUAGGAGUGCAAGUUAUGAUGAUGUUUAUAGGAGAAAAUGUAACGUAUUUCUUUAACUUUGGUGUAUAUCCUUCACCACUUGGUAUGUAGCAAUGGACAAUUCAAGUGAAAAACCAGAGCAUUAUGAGGAACCAAGGGGAAGUGAAUACUUAUGGAGACUGUUUAUAGAAACAGGCCUAUAAAACCCCUGAAACUAACCAUGCUGCUAGCAGGGAGCAUCUGAAGAUAAAUAUUGUAUAGCAUUCCUUUUGUUUAAUGGAAUCCCUUAACAUAUGAUGAACUUUAUCUGAGUUCCCUUAGUUUAAAGUCGAUGGUGAGGAUGGGACAAAAGCCAACCUGACUUUCCUUCAGUCUAGGAACUGCAACAAUAUUAACAAUGCAAACCUGCCACUUUUCUAAAGCAAAAUACUGGUGAGGUACGCCAUUUUGACAUGACACAGUAGUCUUUCACAUCUCCCAAAUUCUUAUAGGAAGGGGAAGCAGUAUGUUAGUGGGGGUAGGUACCUCAUAUUUGGUCUUUUUAAACUCUUUAGGACAGCAUCUUCUGUGAACUUUUGUGUUCUCUCCUUUGCGGGGACAGAUUAUACCUGUUGUCUGCCUUCCCCCACUCAUCCCUAAUUGUGGUAGUAUUCGUAGGUUUUCUGUCAAUUCUGCUGAGGCACUCGGCCUCGCAGCCAAACUUCCUCAUGCUUGAAGAUUCUCUCUGUAUUCUCCAUUUCGUGCUGGACUGUUGCAAAAGAGCCCCAGCAAGUCCCUACCAUCAUGUACCUCUCAUUGUGUCCUUCUAAGAUUAAAAGACAUAGUAGCAACUUGUUAAUCAGAAGAUGACAAUGAACAAGGAAAUAUGAGAAUGAGCAAAGAGAUUCCUUGGAUUCAGCGGGAAGGUGGCUUGCUGGUAAAGGCAAGGCUUUUUUUCAUAGCUCAGCCUGGGCAAGGCUUCCUAGGGGACAGAAAUGCAUCACAUUUGAUUGAAACUUAGAGACAGUGAUGAAAGAGUGUCUGCCCUCAAACAGAAAAACACCUUAGCUAGAUAAACAGUGGCAAGAAACUGCAUCCUUUCCCACUGUGUCCUCUUUUACCACCAAAUUAAAGGGAAGAGGCAUGGUGCACAGAGCUUCAGGGAUAGUGGAAGACUUGCCUGAGCAAAGCGGAGCAAGGAGAGAGCCUCUUCCACCCCAUGGGUGUUUGCAUUUGAAGAAGGUCUAGAUAGUCUUGUUCAUAGCAGCAGAAAACUUCGUGUGCUUUUGGACCAAAACUAAAUGAUGUUGAAGCCUAAUUGUUUUCCUUAUGUUCCCUCUCUGCUAUUCUUCAAAAAUGGCAGUCUGCCUUGUGGCCUCAUCACUCUGACCUGAGCAGAAAUGAGAUAUUUCAAGGAAAACAUGGGAAUUCAACUAUAUUCAGCUACCAUUAUCUCAUUGGAGGGGCUGAGCAAUCCUUUUGCCUUUUUGCAGUUUGCCAUUUAAAUGUGGAGUGUCUUGGCGUCCCAGAUGGCUAAAAACUCAGUAGGUAUCUCUUAGCCUUUGACUUGCUCGGCUUUGAGGGAGUUAUCAUAGAAUCAUAGAGUUGCCUAUGAGAAAACUGUACCUACAGUUCUUAUUCCUUUCUUAGAAAAAGCACAAUAACAAACAAAACCCACAACAAAACUAAAAGCAUGUGUCUGAUGUAUGAAUUUACUGAUGAGAUAAAAGAGAGGCUCCCAAGUAUUCCCAUUUCAGAAGGUCAUUCAAAGUUAAAGACUGCACAAAAGCUUUAGCCCUGAAUUCUGUGAUGUAAAGCUAGGGAAAUGGAUGGCAUCUGCAGUGCUGUCUUACCCAUAGCCAAUUUCAUUCAAUUAAUUACCCUGUUUGAAUUCCCUCACCCUAAUCUACCUGGCAACAAGAGAUAAUUUAACUUUUCUCAUUAGGUCAUUCAUUACACUUCCCAUAUUAUCAUUAUGUAGUUCAUCUAGAUUUUCACAGCUGAAGGAAAUGGCUCUGAUAAUCCAGAGUGUGUUGUGGUUGCUGAGGGCAGCUGAAGUAGAGACAGGCUAGUACUGCUGCAGCUUGGGGCAAGAAACCACCUAAUGAGGAUGCCAGCAUCAGGCACAGCAGCUCUCUAAAUAUACGUGCAUACAUAACUCCCCAUAUAUGGGGAAGCAAAACUCUAUUAAAAAGUGUGUCCUUAGCUCAAAAUGUGUCUCAUGACUAGUGCUGCCAUGUUUUCAAGCUAAAGUAGAAGUGAAAGAGCUUUUUGUCCUGCGUUGUUAUUUACAUGAGGGUACAAGAGUAGUAUAUAGGAUGACGAGCUAGGUUUCUUGCCACUCGCCAGCAUAUCAUUUAAGGAUAGCUGUGUCCAAGGAAAAUGCAAAACACAUGCCAAUGAAAUGGCCAAUAGGACUUAGUAUCAGAGUGAUGUUCUCUUCUGUCACACCAAGUACAUGGAAGAGCUUUGUUCAAAACUGCAAGGUGGAUGAACGGCUUCCGGUAGGUGUGAACAUAUAAACCCGGGCAGAAAAAGGCUUUUUCUCUGCCAAUAAAAAGUGAGGAAAACAGGAAAAAAAAGAUGGAAAAAACAAAACAGAAAUCAUCUUGAUACUUGUAGUUUGGAUGUUAAACGGAAAGAAAGAAUGAAAGUCAAAAUAACAAAUUAAAACCUGAAUAUCACAUUCAAUGGAUUUCUAAUUCUGUAUAUAUCUAUUAAACCAGUGCUAUAUGAUAUCUUCUCAUGGGUUACUCUCUUUUUCCUGUUCCUUUUCCUUUUUUUUUUUCAGUUUGUAUAUUGAUUUUGUAAGCUAGCAGUGUGUUAUCUUUUCGAUUUUUUUAAACUUGUAUGAAAGCCAUAUAUCCGUAUUGUAGAAUGAAAGCAUUAAUCCUGUAACAUCCCUUAAUGUUUCCCUUAGCUCUGUGGGAUUGUGGGGGGCUCUAGCGAAUGUAUAUGUUUACCAAUUGUAUCAACAUAAUUUACUUGCUCUUAGUGGCGAUAAAGAAUUAAAUAAACUAAUACACAGAA
Chroicocephalus ridibundus (black-headed gull) is the source of this 7807-nucleotide messenger RNA. RefSeq names its product pleiotrophin (gene PTN). Gene Ontology annotation, cellular component: extracellular region. Lineage: Eukaryota; Metazoa; Chordata; Aves; Charadriiformes; Laridae. The transcript has 5 exons. Gene Ontology annotation, molecular function: growth factor activity. Bases 355 to 855 code for a protein of 166 amino acids. The record is from RefSeq and is a predicted model, not a curated record.